GCGGUGCUGUCGCCAUCGGAGUGAGCUGCGCGGCGGCUGGAAGUGGCUGUGAGGCGGCUACUGGGAAGGAGGCUGCGGCUGCGGCGGCGGCGGCGGCGGCGGCGGCCCGGGUGGCAGAAGACGCGGACGAUGGCAGACUUUCUGAAAGGCUUGCCCGUCUACAACAAGAGCAACUUCAGCAGGUUCCACGCGGACUCUGUGUGCAAGGCCUCGAACCGCCGUCCCUCAGUAUACCUGCCGACCCGAGAAUACCCGUCAGAACAGAUCAUUGUGACAGAAAAGACGAACAUACUCCUGCGGUACCUGCACCAGCAAUGGGACAAAAAGAAUGCUGCCAAGAAGAGAGACCAAGAGCAGGUGGAGGCGGAGGGCGAGAGCUCAGCGCCACCCCGCAAGGUGGCCCGGACCGACAGCCCCGACAUGCCGGAGGACACCUAGGUCCUGUGCAGCGCCCCUCGUCUGUCAGCUCUGUCCGCUCCCACCCGCGUGUGUAAGCGCGGUCCGCCUCCUACUUCCAGCCCGCGCCCUCCGACCUCAUAGGAUCCAUGUAUUUAUUUUCCUUGAGUUUUUAUUUAUGCUGUAACUCGUGUCAAGCAUUGGUUAAAGGGACACCAGGCCCAGCCGCGAGGUAUCAGUACAUGCUUUUUAAAGCACAGUGGUGCCCCCCCACCCGGCCACCCACAGCGAGACCUCGCCAGAGUCUAGAGCCCAGGGCGGGCUGGUCCCCCAACACACCGAGCAGCGGCCUUUCGCUCCUUCCCACCCACAGGCCUGGCCGGGUCGCAGGUCCUCUGGGUCCUCCUGUGCCCAGGCCUCACUCUGAGUCCGUGCCAGGGCAGGAAAGAGCUGGCUCCUCUGGAUCUUUCUUUUACAUCAUUUAUCAUGGACUAGCCCGUGCUCCACGUCCACCCCAAUAAAAGGACCUUUCCUACUCCACAUGGCGUCUUUGCUCCGCAAACUUUGACCGGAGCCACUGGGACCUGUAGGAACCAACCCCUGCCUGGGGUCCUUGGGGCCAGGUCCCCUGGGAGACUGAGCCCAGGAUAGUACCACGGGGCUAACCAACAGCCACCCACCACUGGGCAUCAUGUGCAAGGCCCGCCAACCUCCAGCACUGGUAUCCAUCUGGCCACUCAAGAACAUUGCAGGGCUGAGGUGGCCACAUCAUCAUUGGGAUAUGGGGGAACUACCAGGACUGGUAAAGUGGCUGUGCACCCUCAGCUGUAGCAUGGUACUUACUGCAAGGAUGGGGUUCUGGGGACCCUGCACACUUAUGAAGGCUAACGGUGUCUGUGUUCACCGGAGGCCAUUAUUAUUUGGCUGUGGCCCUACUGACCUGGGCCUGGUAUGGGCCCUAGUAGCAUCUCAGCCACAUGCUGUGACUAGGCAACUGCCGCCAUGCCCUAUUAAACCCCGGGAUGCCCUGGCCAGAAUACUCCAAGGUACCGUUCCUGGAGCUGCUCCCUGUGUCUGCCUCUGAAGGCCUCUCCCUUUCAGAUAUACGCAGAAGUUUCUCCCACUCUCAGGUCUUGGUCUGAAUUCCAACUGCCUUCCUAUGAUUGCCUUUUGCUGUGCUACUACUGUGCAUUCUUGGGAGUGUCACCUGGACCACCCAGGUUCCUGCAGGUGGGCCAUAUGACCUGAGUCUAGGCUCAGCAGGCUGCUCCCGGUGCAGAACCUCUGUCCUGGGCUCCCCUAUGAGUGAACCAUGCUCAUGUCACAUCUGGCUGAGGUGUGGAGUGCCAUGUGUAUCUGGACCUCCUAGAGGCCUCAUUCUGGGAGAACUAGGGUGCUCAGCCUCCAGCCACGGAUCUGGCAAGGCCCCUUCACUGCUCUGACCUCGAGCACUGUUGAAAUAGACAUUUUAUUGCAUUUCUGCCGUUUUACAAAAAUAUGACAAAAUAAAUUAAAAACAAAUAAAUAACCGCC
Molecule: messenger RNA, 1929 nt
Organism: Mus caroli (Ryukyu mouse)
Lineage: Eukaryota; Metazoa; Chordata; Mammalia; Rodentia; Muridae
Gene: Dda1
Product: DET1 and DDB1 associated 1
Biological process (GO): positive regulation of proteasomal ubiquitin-dependent protein catabolic process
Cellular component (GO): Cul4-RING E3 ubiquitin ligase complex
Source: RefSeq, a predicted model, not a curated record